This is a messenger RNA of Drosophila hydei, 1399 nucleotides long. RefSeq names its product carboxypeptidase B. Gene Ontology annotation, biological process: proteolysis. The coding region runs from base 13 to 1332 and encodes 439 amino acids. Gene Ontology annotation, molecular function: zinc ion binding; metallocarboxypeptidase activity. The transcript is spliced from 5 exons. The record is from RefSeq and is a predicted model, not a curated record. Lineage: Eukaryota; Metazoa; Arthropoda; Insecta; Diptera; Drosophilidae.
UUCAAGUGCACAAUGUUUCAUAAAAUCGUGUGCAGUCUGUGGCUCUGCCUCGCCGUCUUGACGUGCUCCAUCAGCAGCAGCAGCUCCAACAAUCUGGCCGGCUAUGAGGGAUAUACCAAAUACACGGUGCAGCAUGGCGGCGAGAGCGCCUUUCAGUAUAUGGUCGAUCUGCAGACGAACGACACGGAAGUAGACUUCUGGCUACUUACACGGAACAUGUCCAUUCUGACAGUGGGUCCCAGUCAUAAGCCGCAGUUCGAGUCGCGCCUGCUGCAGUUGGGCGUGCAGUAUCAGACACAGCCACUGAUGGAUCUGAUGGCAUCGCUGGAGGGCAACAGCACCUACGCUGAAGACGAUGAGUUCGAGGAAUGCCAGCCCGGAGAUUGUGAAUCAGAUCGUUCGCACAGUCGUAAGCGGCGUCAGGCGCGCAGCUUCUUCUCGAGAUAUCCGCGUUAUCACGAGGUUCUCAACUUCAUGAGCGGCCUGGCCGCACGUUAUCCUCAAUAUUGUCGCUACGAGUCGCUGGGUCGCUCCAACGAGGGUCGUCAUAUAGCGGGCUUAUCCAUUUCCCUGAACCAGCGUGUGCGUCCACGUCGCGUGGCCUACAUACAGGCGGCUACCCACGGCCGGGAGUGGAUUACAACCCAGACAGUUCUGUACUUGGCCUAUGAGCUGCUCACGAAUCUGCGCGCCUUCCAGCGUGUGCUGAAUGAUGUGGAGUUGUUCCUAGUGCCGCUGGUCAAUCCCGAUGGCUAUGAAUAUACUCACACUACGGAUCGCUUUUGGCGCAAGAAUCGUCAUCGUUUUGCUGGCCACUCGUGCAGCGGUGUCGAUAUCAAUCGCAACUUCGGCAAUCACUGGAAUUAUCAGGGCGCCAGCCAGAAUCUCUGUUCGGAGGUCUAUUCGGGCACCUCGCCCAACUCGGAGCCGGAAACAUCGGCCGUGGUGCGCUAUUUGCAAUUCAAUCGUCAUCGUGUGAAGCUCAGCCUGGAUGUUCACUCAUUCGGCAAAUUCAUUUUUUAUCCCUACGGCUAUGCGAGAAAUACUGUGCCACCCACUGUGGCCACAUUGCGCGCGGUGGCAUUGAGAGCCGCCAACCAAAUCGGCAGAUACCGCGGCACCCACUAUACCGUCGGCACCUCGGCGUCCAUACUCUAUGAGGCUUCUGGCAGUCUGGAUGACUUUGCCUAUGGCAGUUUGGGCAUACCCUUGUCCUACACGGUUGAGCUACCCGGUGAGGAAUUCCAUGUGGCCUCCUUUGACAUCAUCCACGUCUGCAAGGAGACAUUUGCCGGCUUUAUCGAGUUCAUUCGCCAUGUUAGUCUGUAUUAAGCUCUGCGGUCUCCACUGGCAUUUUUAGCAUUUAGGCAAUUGAAUUUAUAAUUGUUAAUUAAACUAA